Molecule: messenger RNA, 1424 nt
Organism: Sus scrofa (pig)
Lineage: Eukaryota; Metazoa; Chordata; Mammalia; Artiodactyla; Suidae
Source: RefSeq, a predicted model, not a curated record
CGGGGCUCCGGGGGGGCGAGGGCCGGGUAGCGGGCGGCGGGCGGCGGGCGAGCUGUGGGGCGGCGUCAUGUCCUCCGAGGUGGCCGCGCGCCGCGAUGCCAAGAAGCUGGUGCGCUCCCCCAGCGGCCUGCGCAUGGUGCCGGAGCACCGCGCCUUCGGCAGCCCGUUCGGCCUGGAGGAGCCGCAGUGGGUCCCGGACAAGGAGUGCCCGAGGUGCAUGCAGUGUGGCGCCAAGUUUGACUUCCUCACCAGGAAGGUGAGCGGGCGGGGGCGGGGCGGGGCGGGGCGGCGGGGUUGGUCCCCGCGGGUCCUCACUGCCCACCGUGUGGCCUCUCCAGCACCACUGUCGCCGGUGUGGGAAGUGCUUCUGCGACAAGUGCUGCAGCCAGAAGGUGGCGCUGCGGCGCAUGUGCUUCGUGGACCCGGUGCGGCAGUGCGCGGAGUGCGCCCUGGUGUCGCACCGGGAGGCCGAGUUCUUCGACAAGCAGCUCAAGGUGCUCCUGAGCGGAGCCACCUUCCUCGUCACUUUCGGCCACUCGGAGAAACCGGAAACGAUGGUGUGUCGCCUUUCCAACAACCAGAGAUUCUUGCUUCUGGACGGGAGCAGCCGCCACGAGGUGGAGAUCGCCCGCAUUUCCGCCGUGCAGAUGCUCAGCGAAGGCUUCCCUCCCGGAGGAGGCAACGCGCGGGCCACGGGCAUGUCCCUGCAGUACCCAGCACCGGGGGCAGAGGGCGUGACGCAGCUGAAGCUGACGGCCGGGGAGGACGCAAAUGGCAGCAGGAGGCAGGCGACAGCGUGGCUGGCAGCCAUGCACAAGGCCGCCAAGCUCCUCUACGAGUCUCGGGACCAGUAGCUGCAGGCGGGCUGGACCCCGCGCCGGGCGGUGGCGCCUGCUCUCUGAGCGCGUGCACGCGGGCGUGACUAACCCCACACGUGCUGGAAACGCAGCUCAAGUAUUCAUUCGGCGCUUACCUAGUGCAAUAUGGAGACGGCUGAUUAACGGAGCUCAUGCUUUAUUUAGAGUGGGUUAUCGUGAUACUUAAUCAGGGGUGGGAGAGCCCGAGCUACACUACUGCUGAACUGUUUUUAGCAUAAUCUCUACCAUGUCUUUACGAGUGCCCAAGUUUCCUAGAAGCUUCUGGCCCCUUGAUGUUCAUGCUAUUAAUUCUUCCACGGGAAUGACCUGAGCAGUGACAGCCUGGCCUGAUUUCUAACACACCAGUUUAGAGUCUGCCUGAGCCCAUUCUAGAGACUGUCUGCUGCGUCACUAAUUUGGGGCCCUGAACAAACCUUUGCUACUUCACAGAGGGAGGGAGGGAGCAAGCUGUGUGUUUUGUACUUUUCACUUACUAGUUCACUUUAUCAAAGUAACUGUACGACGAUUUGUAUAUACAACCUGUGAUUAAAACCUAUUUUGAAAAUA